AAGUUUCCUCUUUGCAGAGAAGUGUUUGGAAUGCUCAGUGUAGGAGGGGCUACAGAGUUAUAUAAUCUCAAGGCAGAACUGCUGAGAGCUUAGAGUGAGUUACACUGUGCACCCUGUAAGUGUGUUUUUUCUGUGUUCUUCACUAAAAAUGCCAGGAAUUGUAGUAAACGAAACUCAAUACUAGGAAAUCUGGCACGAGGAAACAUGUCUGGAAAACCCAAGCUGCACUACUUCAAUGGACGAGGCCGGAUGGAAACGAUUCGGUGGCUACUGGCAGCAGCUGGGGUUGAGGUUUUGAAAGACCAUGGAAAAGACUUCCUGGUUGGCAACCAGCUGAGCAGGGCAGAUGUGCAAUUACUGGAAAUCCUUUUAAUGGCAGAGGAGUUCAAACCUGAUAUAUUUGACAAAUUUCCUCUCCUGCAGAGCUUCAAAGCAAGAAUAAGCAAUAUCCCCACAAUAAAGAAAUUCCUGCAGCCUGGCAGCCAGAGGAAACCACCAUCAGAUGAGGAUGUUGUGGACAAAGUGAUGAAAAUUUUCUACUCCUGAACAGCACCCUAAAGCCGCUGAAACUUUUUCAUAGUAUUUGUAGAUUGUAGCAAAGUGAAAUUGAUUAAAAGUGUGGAAAUGUCAAAUUAAUGAAGAGUGAAAAAAGGUGCCUGAUCUCUCUUUCCUUAGCUACUGGACUGGUUUUAUCCUACUGCAGACUCUUCAAGAUAAACCUGCGUGAUCCUAGCAGCAAAGGAAAUAGUUCACGGGUAAGAGGGUGUAUUGGACAACACAGGGUGCCUUAAAUUAAUUAGAAUACCUGAAAUAAAAUCUUGCUAUUGAUACUCAAAA
Cyanistes caeruleus (blue tit) is the source of this 837-nucleotide messenger RNA. NCBI's taxonomy places the organism in Eukaryota, Metazoa, Chordata, Aves, Passeriformes, Paridae. The record is from RefSeq and is a predicted model, not a curated record.